AAUCACCAAAGGUGCACCACUUCUCACCACCAUUUUCCACAACAGCAGAAAAAUGAAGCACCUACUAUCCAUCCUCCUUUUCGCUGUCAUAGCGCUUGCGGCCCCUGUUUCUCAAAAAUUUCGUCUCAGCAUCUUAUAUACCGACGGAGAAACUGGUGAAUCCUCAUCGGUGGAGUAUCUUGGGUUGAAAGAUGGUGUAGCAGUGAUUACUAAGGAUUCGUCCCUAGCUAUCACAGCGGUAACUUUCCCCGGAUUAUUGAACUUCCUUCUCUAUCAGAAGUAGCAACUAACAUGGCCAAAGUACCUGGACCCUGACCCCCUUGGAAUGCUUUACACGGACAAGAAAGUCCCCGGUUAUCUAUUCCCAACAGCUGACCCAAAUGUAUACGAUUUCCGCUUCGGCGGUAUCCCGAAGGUUCCUCUUAUUCCCUCUUCCAUAAGAUCUCCUCGUACAGUACUAACGGCCGGUAGAUGGCCGGUGUCUUAUAUACGGAGUUCACUUUCGUAGACCGUAUCUGCCAGGCCUGCUUCCCGGACAAAAUACUCGCGUAUUCCCCGCCAAAGGACGGUUCUAGAUACCAGGGCCAAUUCAGGGCUUACAAGGUUGGCGGGGACUGGGUUGUUAAGUUUCACACCUCGAAACCUAAGUCGACUGUGGGUAGCGUUGGUAUCGAUCUGGUUCGACAGGUAACCUAGGCUUGGUAGGGUGGUGAUUUGGGAGAAGACAAUUUUUAUCCUGCUACGCUUUUUUCCUAACGGAGAACUUCCUUUCGUGUAGCUAGAACAAAUGAUACCAAUGACUCUUU
Messenger RNA from Tuber aestivum (summer truffle), 806 nucleotides. Lineage: Eukaryota; Fungi; Ascomycota; Pezizomycetes; Pezizales; Tuberaceae. The record is from the annotation of a GenBank genome assembly.